This is a messenger RNA of Capronia coronata CBS 617.96, 1251 nucleotides long. Its product is annotated as gluconolactonase. The record is from RefSeq and is a predicted model, not a curated record. The transcript has 2 exons. The coding region runs from base 1 to 1251 and encodes 416 amino acids. Lineage: Eukaryota; Fungi; Ascomycota; Eurotiomycetes; Chaetothyriales; Herpotrichiellaceae.
AUGAAGAACCUUCCACGUUUACUGUCUCUAUCCUGCGUGGCUACAGUCUGGGCACAGGUCCAGCCGUUCGGUGUGACCAGGCCGAUCGUGGAAGACUGUGGCUUCAAUGGAACCGUCGUCUGCGUGAACAAAUAUGCGGCUGUACUGCCCUAUCAUUUCAAUAGGUCUAUCUCCAAUAGCAAAGUUGACUAUGACUUCCGCAACACGAGCGAUCAAAAUGCGACAACUCUGGAUCUCUUAGACACUGCCAACUUUGUCGUGUUCGAUCGACAACGCGGGCUACAGUAUCUGGGACCCAACCCCAGUUACGAAUUCAUGUUCGCAGUGUCUCCAGCUGUCCAUGAAGCUCCCGUGUACGCACCAAAGCAGAAUCUAUUGUUCCUGUCCCAGCUGGCACCUCCCACAGGCCAGUUGCCGCAGCUAGUGGUCGACUUGAACCAGAACCCACCAACGCUCAACGAAUACCUACCCAACCCACCCAUCUACGCUCCAAACGGGGGAACGUUCCGGAAUGGCCUCAUUAUCUUCGGCGCGAGCGGUGGCAACGACAGCCUCGGAGGAAUCGAACAAAGGAUCUCGAUCCGCACAGUUGACCCUGCCACAAAUAGCUCAACGGUUCUGCUUAACAACUACUUCGGUUUUUACUUUAACACAAUCGAUGAUUUGUCGAUCCAUCCCACUACGAAAGACAUAUUUUUCACAGACCCGUACUAUAGCUGGUACAAUGGGCUGACGGACACGGCACCACAACUUCCUGCAGCAAGCUAUCGCUUCGACCCAGAGACCGGAGCAGUUUUCCUCAUUGACGACAGUUUGGAGGAGCCCAAUGGUAUUGCCUUCUCUCCUGAUGGCAAGACACUCUACAUUUCCGACACGGGUGCGGUCUCUGGGACGAUUGAUCCCCGGCUAGGCAGUCAGGGCGCGACGUUCAACACGACCGGCAAACGCACCAUCUAUGCAUUUGACGUCACCAGCAAUGGCACGAGAGUCUCGAAUAAACGUGCCUUCUAUCUGGCCCAAGACUGGGUCCCUGAUGGCUUAAAGGUCAGUAGAGAAGGUCUCGUGCUGACCGGUUCCGGACAUGGCGUGGAUAUUUUGGACGAUGUCGGCCAGCUUCUUAUCCGCAUCCAGACGAACUAUACAGUGCAGAACUUUGCCUGGACAGGACAGAAUCUCAGCACCCUCUGGAUGAUGGGCAAUAACGGCAUUAGUCGGGUUCAAUUCAAUAUCACAGGGCAGACGUUGACCUGA